AUGCCAUCGUGGAAACGCAAAAUCAAACUCGACUCCAGAAAGGAGACUGAUAGCAAAGGGAAUGCUUCAUCCGCAUCUUCCGCAUCGUCGUCGCCGACAUCAUCAGCUCACGCCCUUCUCUCCGCUGUACACGACACUCUGACAAACUCUUCCAGCCGUCCAUCAAGCCCAAGUAGCACAUCCUCGACCUCCGACUCGAACAAUGACACUUCCAGCUCAGAACAAGUACCAUCCCCCUCAGAUCUCCAUCGACAAGCCCGCCGCGAUGCCGAAUUCGGUCCCUUGGGCCAUCCAUCGCACCUCUACGCCUCCCAACACCCCGGCGGCGCAGUUCCAGACCCUAUUAUUGACGAACCACCUUAUUUCUACAUGCUCACUACCUACAUCAGUUUCUUGGUGCUGAUAUUCGUCGGCCACACGCAAGACUUUCUGGCACGAUGGUUCACACCCCACAAACACCGGCAUUUGAUGGUUCAAGACGGGUAUGCACCCAUCUACAGUGAUUUUGAUAGCUUCUAUGCUCGGCGACUCAAGUUGCGUAUCAACGACUGUUUUGAGCGUCCCACAACGGGCGUGCCUGGGAGAUAUAUUACGUUGCUGGAUAGGGAAACUGUGGAUUAUAAUGAGCAUUUUAGGUUUACGGGUACGACGACGGAUACCCUCAAUCUCAGCUCAUAUAACUACCUGGGUUUCGCGCAAAGUGAAGGCCCUUGCGCAGAUUUUGCGGAAGACACGCUCCGAAAAUCCGGGAUUACGAUGACGGGUGCGAUUGGCGAUGCAGCGACGACGACUCUACAUGUUGAAGUAGAGCGACAGAUCGCGCGAUUCGUGGGCAAGGAUGAUGCGCUCGUGUUUUCCAUGGGUUUCGUGACGAAUGCUACCAUCUUCCCUGCCUUGGUGGAUAAGGGUUGUUUGAUUCUGUCGGAUGAAUUGAAUCAUGCAUCGAUCCGGUUCGGCGCCCGGUUGUCGGGGGCAAGUAUUCAGGUCUUUGCUCAUAAUAAUAUGGCGGACCUGGAAAAGAAGUUGAGAGAUGCUAUAUCGCAGGGACAGCCGCGGACUCAUAGACCUUGGAAGAAGAUUUUGGUUACUGUUGAGGGUCUCUACUCGAUGGAGGGCACGAUGGUGAAUCUGCCUGGUAUUUUGGAGUUGAAGAAACGAUAUCGGUUUUAUCUGUAUAUCGAUGAGGCGCAUUCAAUUGGUGCCGUGGGACCUCAGGGUCGUGGCGUCUGCGAUUUUUUCAAGGUUGACCCGGCCAACGUCGAAAUCCUGAUGGGCACAUUUACGAAAUCGUUUGGCGCAAAUGGUGGCUAUAUUGCUGCUGAUAAGGCCAUUGUUGAUAAAUUGAGGGCUACAUGUUCCGGACAGGCAUUCGGUGAAGCACCCACCCCGCCUGUCCUAGCUCAGAUCUUGGGUGCACUACGACAAAUCGCAGGCGAAGAAAUGGGUAAAGAGCGUCUCCAACGUCUGGUCUUCAACUCACGCUAUCUCCGUCUCGGUCUUAAGAGAUUGGGAUUCAUUGUCUACGGCCACGACGAUUCUCCCAUCAUCCCACUCAUGCUCUACAACCCUGCAAAAAUGCCCGCCUUUUCACACGAAAUGCUUAAACGCAAAAUUUCUGUGGUCGUGGUGACAUAUCCCGCUACACCAUUAGAAUUGUCGCGGGUCAGAUUCUGCGUUAGUGCGGCACAUACCAAGGAAGAUCUCGAUCGAUUGUUGAUUGCCUGCGACGAGGUUGGCGAUGCUUUACAGAUCAAAUUUUCGUCUGGGAUUGCAGGUGGAUUACAUGAAAGACCGAGUCUGGAUGAGAUGGGGAAGAAAGGGGUUAAAAGGGAGAAGCCGAGGUGGAGAGUCGAGGAGGUAAUUGAGAGGGGGGUUAGAGAUGUUAAGGGGCAGCUGUAUUAG
Molecule: messenger RNA, 1902 nt
Organism: Talaromyces amestolkiae
Lineage: Eukaryota; Fungi; Ascomycota; Eurotiomycetes; Eurotiales; Trichocomaceae
Exons: 1
Coding region: 1-1902 (633 amino acids)
Biological process (GO): ceramide biosynthetic process; sphingosine biosynthetic process
Cellular component (GO): serine palmitoyltransferase complex
Molecular function (GO): serine C-palmitoyltransferase activity; pyridoxal phosphate binding
Source: RefSeq, a predicted model, not a curated record